UUUUGACUUGAUUCUCGAUUUGUCCACUCUUCCUUUUUUUUUUUGUUCCCCCAUACAACAAAUGUCCAAGUCGAGCGAUGCUCCGCCGUCGUACGAUGACAUUGCCCGCGCGCCGCUGUACGACGAUGUAGUCAGCAGCUCGCGCUCGGCCGCUCCUGCUGCGCACGGCGCUCACGGCGGUGGCAACGAUGGCGUCGUCAACCUCGGCGCGCCACGACAGCCGUUCGGCUAUGGAUACCUGCCGGCCGGGGCUCAGCCAGGCGCUGGUCCUGCCUCUUCUUCAGCGCCAAGCGCAAGCGCGCCCAUCUACUCGUCUCCCUCCGACGCGGCGGAUGGUCCGAUCUAUGCCACACCUGCAAACCCAAACGCACUCUACGCGGCCGCUGCGCCUGACACGAGCUACGCCAUGCCGCAGCAGUUUGCAAACAAUCCGGCUGGGCUGUAUGACAAUCCGCCGCCGACAGGUGGUGCCGCCAGCUCGGCUCCAAGCGCGCCAGGAUCGUAUGACAACCCGCCGUCUCGACUGUCGGCCAAAGGCGCGCCAGAGGCAUCCGCUCCGAUCUACGACGUCCCCAACGAGAAGCAGCGCAUUGUCAGCGCUGCCAACAACCAGGCCGGCCCACCGCCGUUCCAACCGCCGCAACCGCAAGCUCCAGUCGUCUCUGCGCGCUCGUCCUAUGGCGGAGAGCCCGCUGCUGCCCAGCCCAUGAUGUCGCGACAGGGCUCGUCCUAUGGUGGAGCGCCCCCGGGUCAUGCAGCGAGUCCCGUUCCUGCAGCGGUCGUUCUCAACCGUCCCGUCCAGGGCAUGUUCACUGCGCCGACGCUGACCAUGCCAAACUUCCCUCCCACGCAAGGCCAGGAGCACACCCCGCUGCCUUCGCAACUGACGCGCGUCCCGGUCCUGAUGAACUUGGAGGUGCCCGAAGGCCCCACCGCGUACGCCUCCACCAUGCGCUGGCACAUCUCGCCAUCCUACGAGCGCCGAAUGGCCGUGAAGACAGUCUCCUGCUCCAACAUUCCGUCCAAGAUUGGCGAAAAGCUUCCAAACACGUACGUUGUCAUUACCCACGGCGGCCCCUUCUCCACUCCAGUGGAAUCCGACGUCGUCAAGAAAAGCAACGUUGCGGCUUAUGGCUUGAAAAACCCGCACUCCUUUAUUGUGCCUGCUUCGGGCUACGCGCCAUUCAUCGUCUCAUUGCGCUUGCGUCGCACCGUGCUCGGCGACGUCCAAAUCGCAACCUUUACCCUUCCGGAGGCGCUGCAGUACGCGUCGGACGGCGCGUUGGUCGGCCCGCAUUCCUUCCCAAUGCAACUGGAUCCCGCUUACAGCAGCAAGUGCGCUCCAGGCACACCACCACCGAUCGUCAAGCUGACGUGGACGCUCACACCACCCGUACUGGGCUCGUUUGAGUUGAGCUUUGCACGCGUGCCUGGCGCUGCUCCCCGCUACCAGAUUGUGGACAACAACAAGGCCGUCUUGUUCCAGCUGGUGCAAGGAAACGCUUCAAGCUCGUUCAUUCUGCUGGACUUUUCAGGCGUUCCCAUCUUGCAAAUCUUCCGCCACUCGCUCAUCAUGAUUGGCCAAAACGAUAACAUCCCCUUCGCGACCGUGCUUGCCAUGAACUCUUCUCCGCUUGCCAACGUCACAAAGCUUGGCAUCAACCCGCUCGAUCACACAGGCCGUCCGUUGCCGUUUAUUGCAGCCCGUCCGUCCUCUGCCCCGACGUUCAACAUGGAGUUGACCCGUGUUAGCAACCGAGACCUGGUGGCUCACUAUGCUUACGGCGAUGGCGCUCAAGGCCACAUGAGUAUCCGCCCCACCGAAGACGUGCCUUGCAUCGUCGCCAGUAUUUUGGCCUCGGCCGUUUUCCGAUACGAUACAUCAUACAAUAUUGGCAACUCUUAUACCCUGUAAUUGACAUCCGUGUCUUGUUUCUUGCUCUCGUCGGACUCGGCAAUCCGAUUCGCUGUUUCUUUCAAAAGAAACGACUGUUUUUUGGUUUGGAAAUUUUGUCUGGUCUAUUUUGCUGCAUUGCAAACGUGGCAGACAGAUGAUUUUGCUUUGUGUUUCAUGUCACGUAUACAUUGUCUAAUUGUUUGCUGUAGUGUACAAAUGAAUCUUUUACGUCUGA
Capsaspora owczarzaki ATCC 30864 is the source of this 2132-nucleotide messenger RNA. RefSeq lists its product as hypothetical. The transcript has 4 exons. The record is from RefSeq and is a predicted model, not a curated record. Bases 62 to 1915 code for a protein of 617 amino acids. NCBI's taxonomy places the organism in Eukaryota, Filasterea, Ministeriida, Capsasporidae.